Messenger RNA from Salvelinus fontinalis (brook trout), 2384 nucleotides. Its product is annotated as bcl-2/adenovirus E1B 19 kDa-interacting protein 2-like protein. Gene Ontology annotation, cellular component: cytoplasm. Gene Ontology annotation, biological process: apoptotic process. The record is from RefSeq and is a predicted model, not a curated record. The transcript is spliced from 7 exons. NCBI's taxonomy places the organism in Eukaryota, Metazoa, Chordata, Actinopteri, Salmoniformes, Salmonidae. Bases 873 to 1988 code for a protein of 371 amino acids.
GUCUUAAUAUUGCGUUGGGCCACCAAGAGCCAGAACAGCUUCAAUGCGCCUUGGCAUAGAUUCUACAAGUGUCUGGAAAGCUAUUGGAGGGAUGCGACACCAUUAUUCAACGAGACAAUGCAUCAUUUUGUGUUUUGUAGAUGGUGGUGGGAAACGCUGUCUCAUGAGCCGCUCAGAAUCUCCCUUAAGUGUUCAAUUGAGUUGAGAUCUGUUCACUGGUUGGUUGCAACACAGAGACCCUUUAACCCCCUAUACUCUAACUUCACAAGAUGUUCAGGUAUUCAGUGCCACAACGAUCACGUCCCAACGGGACGCCCACAUUUUAAAUAAUUAAAUAGAUAAUGAGUUUAUACUCAGACCACAUCUCACAAACCAACGCAGCUAAACCUUACUGUCACGAGUACAGCUGGGUUGACUCAUCAAACCAUAGACACGGAGAGGGAUCUAUUGAUGUGUCAUUCUCGUAAAAAACAAAUCAGGAGAAGGCAAUACCCUUUUUUUAUGAUAGUUGAGUAAACAGGAACUGUUAUUGUUGCCGAAAUGUGUUUCCUUUCAGUGUGGUAAGAGUUUGAGACUGCUGCAUUGAGAUACUCAACUAUUUCUCUACGGAUGUGUUAACAAGUUGCGAUGAGUGAUAGAUCAGAAAGUUCUCACUCACUCAGGUGUGGUGAACGUGUCACCAGCCGAGCACGUACAAAGCCCUCUGAUUGGCUAAGCUAAUGUAUUGUUUGCUGUGUGGUUGGGUCGUCAGUCAGAACACUGCACUUGUGCGAUCGUCGGAGUGUUUACAAUUGACGACUUUGAAAUAACUUAUCUUCUUGAUCAACAUUUUUAACGUUUUUUUAACCUCAUCUUUUAAUCAUGAUGUCUGCAUGAGUGCGCGUUUAUACAGAGGAAAGGGUGAAAGGAGUCCAGAGGGGGCGAAGGCUGCUUCCUACAUCCAGGACAUGGAGCUGAGGGAGGAAUGGCAGGAUGAGGAGUUCCCCAGACCUCUUCCUGAAGAUUCCCAUAGUCCUGAGACCCAAGGAGAAAAUGCAGAGAGACCAGCUCCACCCACCAGCCUGGCCCUGUCAGAAAACCCCAUAAGGAAGAAGCGUCUGGUGGCGCCCACCCUCAGCCUGACCCUGUCCCGUACUGACUCAGCGGACCGCAGCGUGAGGUCGGGGGACACCGGGUACUCUGCCGCCGCCCUCUCACCCGACGAAGAUGACACGGAGCUGGACAUCAACCUGGAGGCCCUGGAGACGCCCUCGGACAGCGAGUCCUGCAACUUCCCUGACAGCAUGCACGAACUGGAGUGGGAGGAUGACCUGCCGCGGCUGGGCCGGGGGGAGGAUGGUGUCUCAGGCACCACGGUGAUGGAGCAGGCAGAGAUGGGCUCCAUGGAGCUAGACCAGGUGGACAACAGGGGGCGCCGCUGGAGAAGGUUCUGCGUCACAGGACAGGAGUACCACGUCAACAUGAGUGUCCUGGAGCCAUACCUCCAGGUGCUCUCCCACGGAGGUUAUUACGGGGAGGCUAUGAACGCCAUCAUCACGUUCUCCUCCUGUUACCUACCAGAGAACACGGUGGAGAACUAUGAGUACGUCAUGGACAAUCUCUUCAGGUACAUAGUGGGGACGCUGGACCUGAUGGUGUCAGAAGGCUAUGUCAUGGUGUACCUGUGCAGCAUGGCUCCCAGGAAUAAGAUGCCCGCUAUCAAAUGGCUGCGACAGUGUUACACCUCCAUUGACAGAAGGUACAGUACAUUCCUCUUGCUCUUUCUUUCACAAGGUUCCCUCUGCUGUUGUACUGAAAGAGUCCAGAGGAGGGGGCAAGUGGCCCUCUGUAUAGCACUGCUGUGGUCCAGGAAUUGGACAGAAUGGGAGGACGUAAUGGGAGGGCUCUUAUUCCUGUCCUAUCUAUGCUUCUCCUCCCCUAGUGUGGAAUAUCACAGGAAUGCUAUAAUGAUUCAGGGCUGUGAGGAUCUCUACCACAGGGUAGUAUAAUGUUUCAGGGCUGUGAGGAUCUCUACCACAGGGUAGUAUAAUGAUUCAGGGCUGCGAGGAUCUCUACCACAGGGUAGUAUAAUGAUUCAGGGCUGUGAGGAUCUCUACCACAGGGUAGUAUAAUGAUUCAGGGCUGUGAGGAUCUCUACCACAGGGUAGUAUAAUGUUUCAGGGCUGUGAGGAUCUCUACCACAGGGUAGUAUAAUGAUUCAGGGCUAUGAGGAUCUCUACCACAGGGUAGUAUAAUGAUUCAGGGCUGUGAGGAUCUCUACCACAGGGUAGUAUAAUAAUUCAGGGCUAUGAGGAUCUCUACCACAGGGUAGUAUAAUAAUUCAGGGCUAUGAGGAUCUCUACCACAGGGAAGUGCCCCCUCCGGACAUUCCUCAGAUAACCCUC